This is a messenger RNA of Pollicipes pollicipes, 1904 nucleotides long. RefSeq names its product dual oxidase maturation factor 1. The transcript has 10 exons. The coding region runs from base 200 to 1393 and encodes 397 amino acids. Gene Ontology annotation, cellular component: endoplasmic reticulum membrane. Gene Ontology annotation, biological process: protein transport. NCBI's taxonomy places the organism in Eukaryota, Metazoa, Arthropoda, Thecostraca, Pollicipedomorpha, Pollicipedidae. The record is from RefSeq and is a predicted model, not a curated record.
CAUGCCUCUAGAUGCGACGCUUCCGUGCUGGGUUCCGCCCGGCGUGUAGGGAGCAGCCGGCGGCGCCAGCAGCAGUCCAGCCACCUCUGGUCAGCGUUCAGCGCCGGACCCACCGCCCCCGCUCGCCCAGCUAGCAACCAGGGCUGUGAAUGGUCCCGAGCUGCGAUCCGUUCCGGAAGCCGGACACCAUCACCCCGAGAUGGGUCUUUACGGCGCCAGUCGAAUCGAGGGCUUCGCGUCAUUGUUCCCCUCCAACAAGACGCCCGUGACAGCUGAUGUCCUCGAGGCCGGCUGGAUCUUUGCCUUUGCCAUUAUCUACAUCAGCUUCCUGUUCGUUCUACCGGGCUACAAGGGUAAACGGAGGUGGUUCGUCCUGAUCCGGGUCACGUGCAGCUGUGUGGUGGGCCUUAUUCUGAUGCUGGGCAACUUCGGCAUGGAGUGGGAGGUGGCCAGGCUGACGACGAGGGCACCUUACAAAGCGUACACCAGUACCGAGCUGGACACCGCCGCCGUGGGCAUGAAGGUCGGCCUCCGCGGAGUCAACAUCACCCUCUACGUUCCGGAGGACGACGUGCCGCACGAGUUGACAGGCGAGACCAUCAACUACAACGAGCGCUUCUGGUGGAGCUGGGGCCAGGGUCGGCUCGGCUUCGGCCCGUUCGCCGGAGAGAUCCAGCGCGAGUUUCGGCAGGCGCAGUACCGUGGUGCUCCGCUGCCCAUCCUCUGGAUCGCCGAGUACUUCACGCUCGACGGCGAGGGCAUCCGCUUCGGCCGUCACUACAUGCGGGCGGGCUGGUACGCCCACAUCGUCAUCUGGGCGGCGUUCCCCACUUACCUGAUGGCCAACAUCUUCUACUUCAUGGUGCUGCACUACGGCGCCUUCUUCACCUUGCUUACGGGCCUGCUGCAAAUCUGCGGCUGCGUGAUCUGGGCGAGCGUCAGAAACCCCGUGCCGCUGGUGAUCCCGUUCGAGGAUGGCGCUCUGCGCACCUCGUACGGCGUUCACUUCUGGCUCACACUCGUCAACGGGCUAUUCUGCGUUCUGGUUGGUCUGGUGGUGGGCUUCUUGGACUUCCGCUACCCAGACGAGCUGGCCGACUUUUUCGGCAUCGACCCGCUGCAGAACUACGAGGAGCACUACUACACGGCUGAAGAGCUCAAGAUCGAGACAAAGAAGACGGCGAAGGAAGCUUCUCCGGGAAAUGUAGAAUUAGGUGAAAUGCCUCCGGCCACUGCAAAUGACGCAGAAAAUAAACAGGAGGCCGGACACGACCAGGAGGUGACACGGCUGCUGAAGCGGCGCACACGCCUGUCAGUGCUGCAGAAGACCCGGCGGCCGGACGUGGCGCCGCGCACGCGCUUCAUGACCCAGGCCGGCUCCAUCCACGAGUAGGGCGGCGACCCCGCGCCCAGCGGCUGACCGGGCGCCCGGCGGCAGCGGCGCUCCUUGACCUGCGGUCGAGCGCGACCGGUGGUUGCGCACGGCCGCAGCGCACCAGCGUGGCCGCCGACGAACCAGAAGCCAGACGCAGGAUCACACGGCGCGCCAACGCACCGGACGAGUGCGCACCAAACGGGCACGUCCGCGGCGCAAACGAUCGGCGGCGUCGAAGAGGUGUGAGGGCAAGGUGUGAGGUGUGAGGUGUGAAGAGGUGCGAGGGCAAGACUGCCGCAGCAAGGACCAUUGUUUGCUCGAUUUAGUCACUUUCAUUCGGUUCAACUGUGUCCGUUUCCUCCAACGCUCUCUAGAACCGUAAAUGUCCUAUCACGUGUAUGGUCCGAUCACUGUGGCUUUUGAGGCACACGGCCGCACUUUGCUAAUGCCAUGAACAAGUAAUCGAGCUUCCUCCUGGCGUACCUUGAAUUAAUCGUGUCGUUUCAAUAAAUGCAAUGUUAACUUAAAA